UGCUGUCGCUGACCGCUGUUGUGGCCACAUGCUGCCUCGUGCUUGCCUCCUCAGCCACUGCCAUCGCGCUGCCUCCUGUUACAUCAAGCCGCCAUCGCUGCUGCUGCUGCCGUCGUUGUGGACGCCACUGAGAAGCAUCAGGAGUGAGACAAGCACGCAAGAGCACAAGGACUCUUCAACAAACAACAGAAUGCCUCGCAACUUCAAGAAGGGCAAGGGCCGCAAGGCUGGCUGGGAUCGCAGGCCAAAGACGGAUUACAAGGACGUCCAGAAGGAUAACGAUCGCUUCGAGACCUACUACCGGGUGCAGAAGAUUGUCCCAGAUGAGGAGUGGUCAGACUUUAUGACGGCACUGCGAUCGCCGCUGCCCACCACCUUCCGCAUCACAGGCACACGAGAGUCUGCGGUGGAGGUGCGCCGCCAGUUUGAGGACCACUACUUCAGCCACCUCAACACCGUCACCUUCAGCAAUGGCGAGAGCGUGGAGCCGCCAAAGCCCAUCCGCUGGUACCCGGAGCGCCUCGCAUGGCACCUGCAGGCGCCGCGCCAGUUUAUCCGCAAGAGCAAAGAGCUGAAGAAGUUCCACACGUUUCUUGUGCAGCAGAACGAGCAAGGCAACAUCAGCCGGCAAGAGGCCGUGAGCAUGAUCCCGCCGUUUCUGCUGGACGUCAAGCCGCACCAUAAGGUGCUGGACAUGUGUGCGGCGCCAGGAUCAAAGACUGCGCAGCUCAUCGAGAUGAUCCACGCAGAGGGGAACAGCAUGCCAGAGGGCCUCGUCGUUGCCAACGACGCCGACAACAAGCGCUGCUACAUGCUCGUCCACCAGACCAAGCGCCUUCAGAGCCCCUGCUUCAUGAUCACCAACCACGACGCCAGCAUCUUCCCGUCUCUCUACACCACAGCUGCGGACGGGACGAAGCAGCGGCUGUACUUUGAUCGGGUGCUGGCGGAUGUGCCCUGCUCUGGCGACGGCACCCUGAGGAAGAACGUCACCAUCUGGCGCUCAUGGAACCCCAUGAACGCAAUCGGGCUGCACCCGCUGCAGUCGCGUAUCCUCGAGCGCGGCCUGCAGCUGCUUGCUGUCGACGGGCUCAUUGUGUACAGCACGUGCUCCCUCAACCCGAUCGAGAAUGAAGCCGUCGUCGCACACAUGCUGCGCAAGCACAAGGGGUCGGUUGAACUUGUGGACGUGAGCUCGCAGCUGCCGCGCCUCCGACGCAGCCCCGGCCUCAAGACCUGGACCAUCAUGGACCGCAGCCAGAACGUGUACGCGUCGCCAGAGGACUGCAAGGACAACUCCAAGAUCCACACGACCAUGUUCCCGCCAAGCAAGGACGAGCUGGAGUGGAUGCGGCUUGAGCGCUGCUGCCGUCUUCUCCCCCACCACCAGGACACAGGUGGGUUCUUCGUUGCUGUGCUCCGCAAGACAGCGCCACUGUCUCAGCGCGAAUCGAAGGACAUUGCGCAGUCUGCAGAAGCAGCCAGUACGACCACUACCACUGCCAACGCAAGCGCUGCUGACGCCGGCGACGCUGAUGGCGACGAGACCGUUAUUCGCCCAUCGGAUCCCGUGCAGAGGUCUGGCCAGCGGCUGUUCAACGAGGACCCGUAUGUGUUUCUCGUGGACGAGCCGGAGAAGAAGAACAUUCUCGACGGAAUCCUCGACUUCUACGGCUUUGGCCCAAAUUUCCCAAAAGAGCUGAUGCUGACGCGCAGUCAUGGCGGGAAGAAACGCAACGUGUACAUUGUCUCUCCGCUCAUCAAGAGCAUCGUCGCAAACAACAUCGACGACGGCCUGCGCGUCACCAACACGGGUGUGCGCGUGUUCACGCGUUCGGACUCGAAGCAAGAGGGCUUGGUGUUCCGCAUGUGCCAAGAAGGCAUCGACGUGACCAUGCCGUUUAUGCAGAAGCGUGUUGUGCACGCCACGGCGGAGGAUGUGCUUGCCAUCUUGCACGAGGACACGCCAUUCAUCGACACGCUCUCUUCCGCUACAGAGAAGGCUUUCAACGAACUCAGCGAGGGUGCGUGUGCGAUUGUGGUGGAGAAGGGCUCGCCCUCCGUUGAGAAGACUGAGGACGGCCGCGGAUUCCGCCCCCUUCCAUGCACCGUCCGCAUGGUUGGCUGGCGUGGGCGCAAGACAAUCCGCUGUCUCGUUGGAAAGCACGAGCGCCUGCACUACAAACUGCUUGUCGGCGCCCCGCCCGUCCUCGCUGAGGCCGACGGCAAGAAGCGCUACGACAACAAGGGCAGCAGCAGCAGCAGCAGCAGCAGCAGCAGUGCAAAGCGCGCCGCAGAGCCAGAGCAGCAGCAGCAGGAGACGGGGGGUGACGACGGCGAGGAGCAACCCCGCAAGCGCGCACGCGCUGGGGACGAUGAGGGCCCAUCUGUGUGGACGACAAUCAAGUCCUGGUUUGGUUUCUGA
Molecule: messenger RNA, 2425 nt
Organism: Salpingoeca rosetta
Lineage: Eukaryota; Choanoflagellata; Craspedida; Salpingoecidae
Exons: 18
Coding region: 29-2425 (798 amino acids)
Biological process (GO): tRNA methylation
Cellular component (GO): nucleus; cytoplasm
Molecular function (GO): tRNA (cytidine-N5)-methyltransferase activity; tRNA binding
Source: RefSeq, a predicted model, not a curated record